AUAAAGCAGAAAAAAAAAAGGAACAUGAAAAACUACUUCACUUCAUACAUGUAAUCAUGAAAAUUCUCAAUUUUGUGUGGAGGAUUACUGAAAGAAUUGUCAAGUACAGUGUCUUAUUUAUGUCCAAGGGAUCAAAUUCGGAAAGCAAAAAAAUGCCAAGACGUCGUCCAUUGUACACUUGUGUAGCUUCAAUCUUUGCAAUUAUCCACAUUGCUUGCAGAAAAACAGAGGACUUUAACGGACCUAUCAGAUCAAUAAUAGAUAAAAUUGCAAUAUGUAUGAGUUAUGUAAUGCCAAUUUUAUACACCAUGCAAUUUCAAUGGCUAUUAGUCGUAUCUUUUAUAGAUAAUUGUAUACUCACUUCAGAAAUUAUGGUAGAAAAGUUAUUUCCACCAGCAUCUAGACUUUUCGAUAAGAUAGAUGAGCUAGCUUAUGCUGCAGAAAGCCUACCUGGAAAAUUUGAUGAUUCCAUGGAAAAGUUGCCAAUAUUUAUUCACCAGAUACCAUUUCUUGAUUGGGCACUGUUCCAUCUUAUAGCGUGGUUGAACUUCUGGAUUUCGCGUUUGACUCAUUGGGGGUCCAGGAAUGCUAGGGAGAAGGAUAUAACAAUUGAUGUAAAUCACAAUGAUCAAUAUCUCCAACAAGAAUCAACAGUUAAAUCGGAUUUGCCUGCUAAACUGUUUAGCCAAUUGCAUAACGCUGAUGCUUCACAUGAACAAAUCAUGGGAAAUGAUAAAUCAGAAUGUGGGGUAGAUGAGAAAAAGAUUACUGGGUCAGAAAUUCAAGCAUUUGUAGAGGCUAUAAGUCCUGCAAGUUCAUCGAGUUGUGAUCCAUUUGAGGACGCGGUUUCAUCACCAAUGUUUGGUUCUCAUGAAGAUGUAAGCAAAACAAUUGAAAUUAGUAUGUCGAAAACCGAUAUUGGAAAGUGUAGCUACAAGGAAAUGCUAGAGAAACGGUCUUAAGAAAGCAAAGAGAGCAUGAUCACAGUUUAGUGAAGACAAAUAUUGAAGAUGAAAGAAGCAUCAUUAAAGGGGACAAUUUUGGCACAAAAAAUGAAUGAAUAUUACAGAAAAAAUCUCAUUUCAGUUUUAGUAGCAUAUACAUGUUUAGGAUUGUAAACAAGAAGAAAUUUAUUGUAAAGCCAAGUAAAUUUUGAAGUAGAAUAGACUUGUGCAUUUGUGUAAUUCAGAUUAAGCAGUUGUCUAACUCUCUCUUGCAUCUUCAAGGGAGAGUUAAUAUUUUCCCGAGUGCAUUACUCAAAUAGUCACUCAAU
Nicotiana tabacum (common tobacco) is the source of this 1273-nucleotide messenger RNA. RefSeq lists its product as uncharacterized. The record is from RefSeq and is a predicted model, not a curated record. Lineage: Eukaryota; Viridiplantae; Streptophyta; Magnoliopsida; Solanales; Solanaceae.